GCCUCCCCUCUUCUUUCCCAUUCAAAAACCACCCAAAGCCAAAACAAAAAACAAAAAACAAAAAAGCAAUAGCGUCCCCUAACCAACCGUGCGAGGUCCUCCGACCUCCGCACUACCCCAACUCCUUACCCAUGUCCGAUGAUUCCCUCCCGCCGUCUCCACCUCCUUCCUUUCUCUUCCACCGUCCGCCGCUUCUUAAACAGGAAUUAUCUUCUCCCCUCCUUAAACAGCGGUCGUGGUCGCCGGAUCUUUAUCGCGACGAAGCGUGGCUUCGUCGUAAAGGAAACUGGAAAAACCGGAGAAAUAGAAGUAAAAGCGUCACGGAUGAAGACGUGGAUGAACUUAAAGCUUGCAUUGAAUUGGGAUUUGGAUUUGAAUCUUCGCCGGAAGUUGAAACCGAUCGUCGUCUUGUUGAUACUUUACCAGCUCUCGGCCUUUACCAUGCCGUUAAUAGAAGUUACAAUGAUUCUAUUAACCCUAAAUCCGCCGCCGUAACUACUCCGUCUUCUUCCGCUGCUUCCGAUCGUGACGGCACUCCUUCUCCUCGCGGCAGUCCUCACAACGCCAUCUUCAGCAGUGAUGAUGAUCCACAGACGGUGAAGACAAGGUUAAGACAGUGGGCACAGGUUGUUGCUUGUGCGGUUCGUCAAAGUUCAAGCUGAAUGAUUAAUUAUGAUGAUUAAUUGUGUUGACAAACGAAUCAAUGAUGAUGAUGAUGGGUGAUUAUUGAUUAAUUAACCGGGUAACGAAACCAUGGUUAUUUAUUUAACCAUACGAGUUAAAACCUAUUGUGCUUGUGAUAUAUAAAUGACGAUGAUUCACCACCAAACCGAACCGGCCUCGAGCCUUUAGUUAACAAAUUCAAAAUGUUGGGUACCAAAAAGUAGUAAUUGGUGUUAUUAUUGAUGAUGAUGCUAUUUGGCUGUCGGUAGCUCUUGAUUUGUACUCUUAUUGUCCAAAAUAUGACUGUGGUAGAUUUUUAUAAUUUAGUAUAUAUACAGUAUAGUAUAAUAAUAAGAAUAAUGUAGAAGUACGAUAGUUUUGUUUUGUGUCAGAAAAAAGACGUGUUGUUCUACUCUGCGUUUGAAAAAUCCCCUGUUUGGUUUUCAUUA
Cicer arietinum (chickpea) is the source of this 1112-nucleotide messenger RNA. RefSeq lists its product as uncharacterized. Lineage: Eukaryota; Viridiplantae; Streptophyta; Magnoliopsida; Fabales; Fabaceae. The record is from RefSeq and is a predicted model, not a curated record.